UAAAUCAAAGGCAGCUGUAAACAAUGUUUCAGUAUCUUUGCCGUUUUAGAAGUUAUUUUCCAGAUGAGUGGAAAAAGGCUUGGGAAUGUUUAAGACUCGUCUUAAACGUACUGUGUAUCAACAGAGGAGCUGGUAACCACAAGAUCUGCAGUUUGUUAAUAGUGAAGUGGAACAUCGAUAUCUCUAGUCUAGAGGGUGAUUUUUCAGAGAUUUUUAGCUUGGUAAAAAAAAAAUAACUAUGAACAAAAUUAUAAAGAAAUAAAGAGUGUUACAACUGGUUAUGAAAUUAAUAAAUGAAAGGAACAGAUAAUGCCUUUUUUUUUUUAAAAUAAUCUGACGCGCCUUUAAGAGCGCGCUGCGCGUUCUCGGCAUCGUCUGGGCGAGCGCGCCUCCAUCAGAGACAAUCCGCUGUAUCUUCCGUGGGCCACAUAAGCAAGGAUAACAGCGAUAAGAUGUCAGGAACGAAGCAGCUGGUUGCAACAUGCUGGACCUGCCUGCUGCUCUCCGCUUUCCUGUGCGAGCCUGCGCUCUGCAAAGGAGGUCGCGGGGGCUCUCGGGGCUCCUCCCGCGGAUCCCCCGCGCGCAGCUCCACAGCGGGGACCUACCGGGGAGGCGGAGCCUACGGCGGCACGCGCUCUCGGUUCAGGGUCGCUGGCCGGACGUCCCCGGUGAGGGUGGCGAGCGCUGCAGCGGCCGGAGCCGCGGUGGCCUUAUCGGCAGACAAAUGGUACGCGUCCGCCUACCGCCGCAGCAACACGGACAGCUCGGAGGAGGAGCUGGAUUACUACAACAGGACCAAUUACUUUGAUGCAUUAAUGUCGAGCUCCACUCAGAACGGAUCCUUUCUCCCUAAUGCUGUCAAUGUUAUUAUUGCAACAUUUUGCGCAAAGUAUGGACUCGCGUUGGACUUUAUACAGUAGAUACACUUCCGUCAUUUUAAGAUACAUUUCUGAUCUUAAGCCCAGAUUAGAAGGACUGCCACAAAUACAUUAUUGUGCUGUAUGUAUUUACAGUGAUUUUAUACUAGUGGACACAACAUUACCAGCAUAGUAUUCCCUCACUGUUUACCUUAUAAACAUAUGCACCAUGCAAAAUGCUAUGUCUGAAAAACACAAAGAGCCAAAUUCAACUGUUUUCAUACAGUUGUAACUAUACUGCCAAUAUUUUUUACAAAUGUAAAUUUUUAUUGCAAAGCUCUCUGCACCUCGCCAACAGAUUUAUGGGUCGUUUAAGCAGACUUUGAUCCAAUAAUUGUUGGCACAUGAACAGCAGACCGAGAUCAAGUUGGAACCAACAUAAUUGUGUCUGAAAUUAAAGCUGCUAAUCUUUUCUCGAGCUCAGAUCAAACUUUUGGACUUUUAAUAUUUAUUGCUUUCAUGCACAAACAUAAUUUUCCCACAACGUUUUGGUUCAUGUUCUUAUUAUCUUAUGUCCUAGAUAAGCAUUUUCCCCAAUUUCCUUUUUCCAUGUUCUUUUAUAGCAUCUUGGGUUUUGAGAUCUGUCACAAACAUCAAGCAGAUGUCUUGCUCUUUAUAGUUACUCCUUCAUCUUGUUUUCUUCUUGUGUUCAUACUCCCAAAGGGUCUCUCUCAGGAGCAACAGACUGUUUCAUAGCUAUAAGUGCACUCAAUUAUACUCUGCAACUCUUGUGUACAUAUUAAAUAAACGGUUUGUAAUCACUGUCUCUCUGCUAAUAAAUAAACAAACUGUUUUAAUCAUAUUAA
Molecule: messenger RNA, 1723 nt
Organism: Xiphophorus hellerii (green swordtail)
Lineage: Eukaryota; Metazoa; Chordata; Actinopteri; Cyprinodontiformes; Poeciliidae
Gene: sprn
Product: shadow of prion protein
Exons: 2
Coding region: 453-920 (155 amino acids)
Cellular component (GO): membrane
Source: RefSeq, a predicted model, not a curated record